CCUCAACCUUGAUACACGUGUCUCGCGCACCCAGAAAAUUCCGCCAAACAUGCUAUUGAAAUCAUUGUGUGUGCUCUGAGUGUGUGUGUGUGCAGUGUGGAUUUUUAACGAUGUGCUACACAUAAUGAAAGCGUUUGGUGCCGUUUCACGGAUGCCUUGAGGCAAUAUGAAAUUUAAACGGAGUCUGGACGUGCGCCUGAUCGCAUUGUGUACUACGUGCAUCAUACUGCCGGCCAUCGCGUGCCCUUCCCAAUGCGUGUGUAAAUGGAAGAACGGAAAACGGUACGUCGAAUGUGCCGACAAAGAUCUGAAGGCAAUCCCCAACUCGCUAGACUCCGAAACACAAGUACUGGACUUCACGGGGAAUGAUUUGCAAGUGCUACAGAAGGAAACAUUCCAUAAACUCGGACUGUUGGACUUGCAGAAAAUUUAUCUACAGAGAUGUCGCCUGCAGAAAAUCGAUAGCCUCGCGUUCAGGGGCCUCGCCAAUUUAGUCGAGUUAGAUCUAUCCAAUAAUUACAUCACAGUCAUCCCGUCUAGCAACUUCGUCUUUUUCCCAUCUCUAAUGAGACUCUCUUUGAACAACAACCCUGUUACGAAUAUAAAAGCGCACUGCUUCCAACAUCUUUCCUAUUUGAAUACGUUAGAACUGAGUAAUUGUAAAAUCGAAAGUAUAGAACCGGAGGGCUUCGCCGGAUUGAAGCACUUGGAAUGGCUCAGAUUGAACGGUAAUAGGUUAUCAAAUAUUCAAGGCGAUAAUUUGUUCCCCGAUACGUUGCGGGGUAUCGAUCUCCAGAGUAAUAAUUGGAACUGCGAUUGUCAUUUGAGAGAUUUACAUAACUGGCUAUCGAAUUUCAAUAUGCCACACGCCGUCGAGCCAAUUUGCUCGCAACCUGAGCGGCUGAAAAAGCGCACAAUCACAAGUGUCGACGAAUUCGAUUUGGCCUGCUUGCCGAAAAUCACCCCUACGACCACGUACAUAGAGUCUGGCGUCGGGAACAACGUUACUCUGGAAUGUAUAGUAAAGGCCGUGCCAGAAGCGAAAAUACAAUGGUUUUAUCAAGGGCAACUUAUUCGUAAUUAUUCAACGUCCGCCGCUGAGCCUCAUCAUGUUUUCCACGUUGAGAACGGCGUUAUUGAUAAAAAGAGCGAACUGUAUAUUUACAAUAUCGGGAGCGAUGAUAAUGGCACUUAUUCAUGCAUCGCGGAAAAUUCCGCGGGGAGGACGCGAACGAAUUAUACUAUUAAAAUUCUUAUUAAAGAGGAACCCGUAGUUAUCGUCGUGACAUUCCCUCAUAGACAUUUAGUAGUUAUAAUAACAGUGAUAUUUUUAAUUAUCGUAUUACUUAUUGCCAUAAUUGCGGUUGUGCUGUUAAAAUUCAAAACUGAUACGCGCAGUCGCAAGAAGAAAGAGAGCGGUAAGGAUGUAGCGUUGUGUAAUCAAAUGUUGCCCUCGAGCCGAGGCAACGGAUCUUUGCCCAAAAACAAUGGCAGCGUUAUAGUGAACGCACAUUCGCAUCACGCGUUGCAUUAUACAGUGCAAACAAACCGAGAUUUCGAGUCGAGCGACACGUAUCAAAGCAAUAACAUGAAAGGCUUUGUCGACAGAAAUCCUGACCUAAUUAGCGACGCGGAAACGGUCGCAAACAACGCACAGAAUGAGAACACAGUGUUAUCGGUGUACAAAACGCAAACUGCAAACGAUAGCUUUGAAGAGGAAACCGCAUUCACUGCGCCAGUGCAACGACAAGUGACUUGGCAGGAUCAACAGACUGUAAAUAGCAUGAGUUUGCCCCAAAAUGCAAUGUACCAGCAUUCCGCUGACGUCCACUUGAACCCUGGUUGUUUCCUGGACAGCGAGGGAUAUCCAUUCGACUAUGGCCUUCCAAAGCAUCCGUGCCGUGCGCCAAUUAUGUCAAAUUACUCAGUUGUUGGACCGUUUUACCAAACUCUUCCACACAAUCGAGCCAAGGGGCCAAAGCUUGCGUGUAAAUUUGCCAAAGACACGGAAUUCAAUGCCACUUCGCCUCCAUGCGCAAACUUUGAAAUAUUCAACGGCACAAAUGUAAGGCGCACCUUAGAAGGGUAUCCCGUGCCGAGAAAUCGCCAAAUAGCGUUUGUAGGGAAUGGGACAAUGUACUACAAUGAAGAAUUUGUGCCCUCGCCGCCUGAAGGAUACAAAACUGAGCCAGUGCAAUGUUGUGCCCCGCAGGAAACCUGUCCCGCUUGGAACCCAAAAGGCACCUGCGCCGUGAUGGUGCCAAUGGGGAUCGCGGAAGCACCAGGCCGGUGCUACCAAGUGGAGACGCGAUGUGUAGACACACAAACCCCACAAGUUUCUAACGCUAAAUGCGCCUCUGAUAUAUGUUCGGAAAGUCCCGACGAGGGUUAUGUUGGCGACGCUAACGACAUCUGACGACGUCGUCGCACCGAUAACGCGUAAACAGGGCAAUUUAGACGCUAGUAAAGUGAUAAAGCGACUGAAUAUGAAAAUAGUAAUGUAUAUACGAAGUGUACAGUGCACGUGCGGUAUUUUUUACAUUUGCAUCGUCAUAUGGAGUGACUUUUUUUACCUAAUAUAACAUUUAGAUAAUGUUUUUGUUCACCAAAGUUUUCUAGUCGAAUCAUAGGAUCUCACGUAUGAAACGUAUUUAUUUGAUUACCAUUGUAUACAUAAUCAUUAAAAUCAUGCAAUGUGCCAAGUUGGAAAUAGUUCUAGUUUCCUAGAAUAGACUAAAUAUACGCCUAAACAAUUUGUUACUGAGUAAGUAUUUCUGUUAUUGUACACGAGCGAAAAUUGGUUUUUAAGAUGAAAUAUUGUUGACUGCGAACGAAAUUUCUGUUUCGGACUGUUUUACAGCAUUUUGUAUUGUUCUCAUUUUUAGUUUGAUGUCAUAUAACGAAGUUUUCUAGCGCCUCGUAGCCUGCUAUUAUAUUUUAGAGUGAUAUUUUCUUUCCAAGUUGUACGAAAAACUAUGGAAUGAGUUAUUUUAAUGAAACCAAGUUUCUGUAUUCUUAUUACUUCUUGAAUCAAUACGAUAUUAAUAAAAUUAGACUCAAUAAUGUUUAAUAAGAUAAUUCCUAAUAUCUCUACGUUUAUUAUUCACGCGGACCCUUGAACUCUUAUUAGAUUAACAAAUAAUAAUACUAAUUGUAAAUAUAUCUUGUAAAUACUAGGUUUUACUAUAUUUCCGAAUGGAAUCGAGUAGAAAUGCCAGCUCCUAUUGCUAGUAACACCAAUGUUAUGUUUAUUAAAUUUACAACAUAUUUAUACUAUUAUUAGUUGUUAAAACAAUGAUAUUUUUAAUUUGUAUGGUUUAAACACGAUCGACAAAUGUCGAUUGCGUGUUGUUACGAUAAAACAAAAAGCGUGGUUUCAAAUUUCACCCAAAUAUCAUGAUUUUUCCGUAGUUGUGCGUACUUAUAUACUGUAUGAGUAAUGUAGAAUGUACUUUAUAGGUAUAAAAUUGGGAAGAACCGUAAAUCACAACAACAGUAAUAGCGCUAAUAAAAAAUGUAUCUUUCAUCUGUUUAUUAAAA
Molecule: messenger RNA, 3540 nt
Organism: Zerene cesonia (dogface butterfly)
Lineage: Eukaryota; Metazoa; Arthropoda; Insecta; Lepidoptera; Pieridae
Product: leucine-rich repeat-containing protein 24
Exons: 3
Coding region: 167-2416 (749 amino acids)
Molecular function (GO): protein binding
Source: RefSeq, a predicted model, not a curated record